AUGGCGUUUGAUGAAACAACCAAACCAUCAUCCGCGGAAGCAGAACGCCUAGUUGUCAUCAAGACUGGUUCCAAAUUUGGCAGUUCAAUGGCUGAAUCGAACGAAGCUGUAUCCGGAACAAGAACAGAAACCACUAGGACCACCACCACCAUGAGCACAACCAGGAAGAUUACCUUGAAGUCAUUGCCUUCUGCUAGUAUUAAAAUCCCAAAGCCGAAGAUCGUCUCUAUCGCAUCAUCCCAAGAAGAGAAUAAAGAAGAUAUCAGUGAGGAAAAGAUGGAAAGGAAAUAUAAGAAGCCCAGUAAAGAGAAAAAGAAGUAUAAGACUGGAGCGCUUUUGUCGGCUCUGAGUUUCAGUAGUGAAAAAGAAAGUGACGUGAGUGAUGUACCUUUGGCAUUGGAACAUGUUUGCGAGACACUGCAAAGGAAAGUUAUCAAGUCCAAGACUGGGAAGACCACGAUGAAAUCGGAAGAUGGCGAGAGUAGGAAAAUUCUGAAAGGAGCGUUAGAAGAUGCAAUCGAGCGGGUGAUAGAUCGCCGAAUCCACGAGAGAAAGAUGGCAAUCAGUUCAAAUACCGCUCGUACGGCAUGGCCGUUCACAAAACCUACUACAGUGUCUCCUAACAUGUAUGAUUUCCGUGAUAAUGUCAUGAAUAACUUGAAUUUGCGUGAGCCUUCUCCUGUAACAUUUGAAAAACCCAAUUUUGGAGCGUCAAAUGCGAACAGUGGUUCGCCACCGGCAGAAAUCGCUGUCAUGAACAAUAACAAAUUUGAAAACAAUAAGCGAGUCUCUUCGGGGAGUGGCGGAGGUUAUGUACAUUCGUAUUCCACACCUCGUCCGCACAUUGUUCUUCAGCUAGAUGAAGGGAAAUUGAUCAUCCGGCAACGAAAAGACACCAAUACGCAAAUCUUGAGGAGAUGCAUGGGAAAUGACGCAGAAUGCGGGUCUUAUGAUGAAAUGUCGGCGUUCCGCUUCACCCACGGAAUUGUCUGCCGUCUUCCAAACGCCUGGAAAGGCGUGGUGAAUAUCGAUGGUAUGACCGAGUUUGAAGCCGCGAAGCGUGAGUUUGAAGAAUAUGUGAAAAUUUUGAGAGGUGUUGGUCUUGAUGUGAUUGAAAUGCCCCCCGACGAGCAAUAUCCAUGGUGUCCGUUGGUCGAAGAUUGCGCUGUGGUGUGCAAUGGCAUAGCCUUGAUCUGUCGACCUGGUAAUCCUGCUCGCCGUGGCGAAGUUGAAACGGUGCGUGCGAUCCUCAAGAAAGAACUGGAAUUACCAGUCAUGGACAUCACUGACCCCGAUUCAUUCCUCGAUGGUGGUGACGUCUUGUUCACUGGUCGUGAAUUUUUUGUCGGGCUUUCAAGUGGAACGAAUGAAAAAGGAGCUAUAGCUCUUGCUGCAGCAUUUCCGGAAUUCCCGGUGACAACAAUCAAGAUGGAUAAAGAGACAAGUCGACUUAAAGACUUCGUUACCAUGGCCGGACCAGAUCUGAUUUGUGUUUCCAUGUCCUAUGCAUCACAAACGCUUUUGAAGCGUAUGGAGCGAGAAGCCACGUAUCGUUAUGAAAAACUCACUGUGCCCGAUGAAUCCGCGGCAAACGUUUUAUUCGUAAACGGCACCCUUCUUCAUCCGAAUUUUGAGCAGUGGCCCAGAUCAAGCGAGGUGUUCGAUGAGAAGAUCGUCUUCGGAAAGAGUCCAGUCUCCCUUCGUCAUAUUGCUCAGAGGAAAGUGAUCGCGAUCUUUCGUGAGGGUGAAAGCAAGUGGCUCAGCCACGACCGCGCGAUGGCUCUAGUUUACCUCUUUGUUUUUAUUGUGCUCUUUCUUUUCUAUAAAGUCAUGCACCUCAAUCAAGCUCCGGAAAAGCCGAAAAUCUAUGGGCGUGAUUCUCGUUUCAUAGACUACUUCGUGAAAAGUUGUCCGAUUUUAUGUGAGAGUUACAUCCCGACUGCCAUCUGGGGUCGAAGUGGACAUAUGCAGACGAUUGUGCACAGUAAAAUUGGACGUGUGCACGCACCCAGAAGUGAAGGCGAAAGAUUUUUUGUGACAUUACGGGACGGUGCCUUGAUGUCAUACGACGUGUACACUCCUUACACUGGUCAUCACUCGGAAGAGGAUUUGACACUGGCCAUAUGUCCCGGUAUUGGAAACUCCAGUGAUACCGUUUACAUACGAGCGUUCAUUCACUAUGCCUUGAGACAGGGUUACCGAUGUGCAGUCCUGAACCACAUUGGAACCAUCUCAUCGGUGUUAUUGCAAACCCCUAGAAUUUUCUCGUAUGGUGGUACCACGGAGCUGGAGACCAUGGUUAGAGAGCUGCUUGUGCAGUUCUCCAGCACAAAAAUAAUUUGUUUCGGAUUCAGUAUGGGCGGGAACAUCGUGACUCGGUUUUUGGCUAGUUCUUGUUUUGAUGCUGAGAAGAGCAAGGAUAAAAUUAAGAAUGCCGCUGGUGAUGCGGGUGACGAGCCCUGGAAACGCGUUGUUGGUGGAAUCUCCGUUUGUCAAGCUUACGACGCCGUUGCGGUUGGAGAAACAUUUCUGCAAUGGGAGAAUCUCCGCCGGAUUUACGUGUUCAUCAUGACGCUUGGGAUGAAAAAGCUGAUCUGGAGGCACAAGUCCAUACUUCUGAGUUCAGAAGUGAAGGAACGGUUUGCUAUUGACGAAGCUGCGAUAUCCGCGUCGACUUCCUUGAAGGAUUUUGAUGAAGCAUACACGAGGAAAGUGCUUGGUUACAGCAAUGUAACUGAAAUGUAUCGAGAUCUGAGUUCGUAUUACGUCCUGAAAAAGGUGAAGCGUCCAAUCGUUUUCCUCAAUUCGGCCGACGAUCCGAUUGUUCCGGAGACGCUGUUGGAGAAGAUACGGGAACAUGUGGAGAGUACUGACAACUGCAUGUACGUGGAAACGCUGAACGGCGGGCACCUGGCGUUCUUUGAAGGCGGCUUACUAAUUCCUCGAAAACACGGAUGGCUGGAUCGUGUUGCCCUGCAGUUGUGUGAUGCCAUGGCCUGCUAUUCGGAACCAGGCCUGAAACCCGCUCUGCGAGAAGACCUUGUGCCAAAUCGGAUUCUGCGCAGUCCCCUGGUUGGAGAUGGAGAAGGUGUCGCCGAGAACAGCCGAGUGGAACGUCCGCCAGCAUUGUCUCUUAAGCACUUGUCUUCUCUCGCAUGCUAAAAUACCAAUUUGAAUGAUAUAUUCGGAAGAAUGGGCGGUGAUAGAUUAAGAAAAGGCAGAAACUUCGGCAUCUUCUCCGUGAGCCACUCUUGGUUAACCUUCUCCUUUUCAUGCCUUGAGAGAAACUUCAUGCAUUCUGCAGCUACAGUAUCAUUUUACUGGUUUCAUUUUUAACUCUUCUGUGUCCAUUUUUGUUUCACAUCUGUCAUGACGCAAAUAAGGGAGGAAACGCUGGCCUAUCGGAACGAGACGAAAAUUAAGUCUUCGAAAGUAGGCUUACCGUUUUACCGAGCUUUACUACACGUGAUGGGAUUUUUUUUGCAUUACCUCUUGUAAUGUAAAACUUGUGUGCAUCAUUUCUGGAAGACUGCUUGAAUAUGAAGUACAAUUUUUGUCUCUAAUUUUACGGUACUACUUGUUGCCAAAACUUUUGAAACUCCCAAGUGUUCUCGAAGGACUUGGGCGAAUUAUUUUGUCGGUUUUCGUUUCAAAGAUGGUUUUAAUCCUCUCAAACAGAAAUUAAAAUAAUUUAUAAUUUUUUUUUGAAGAUGUGUUCGAGGUUAUUUAGAACUUUUGGUUUACUUUCGAGGUCACUUAUUAUUGUGAAAUGGAUAUUUCUUUUGGAUAAUUUAAUUGAGUACUGUACUUCUAUUGCUCUAGAACUUAUUUCAACGCGUAAAAAAUUUAUUUAUAAUGCAGUAUUUCCACUACUGUUCUCAACAGUUGAGACGUUGUCCGUGGUUAAGCGUUACUCGCUAUGAGACAUCCAAAAUGUGCCAGUCUUCAUGAUGCCUAAAAUCUGUAUUACGCUGCAAAAUAUUUCGUUGUGCAGAAAUUUUGUAUUUCCUGGGGUUUAGUCAAGUGAUUUCUUUUGAGAUGUUCACAUUUAGAAAAAGCUUCAACUCUCUAGUCGGUUUUGUGCAUUAUUUUGUCUACUUUCUCUGUCGUAGGCUGUCGCCUGAAUCAAAUGAAUCAUGCGAUGUACAUUUAGUCUGGAAAUAGCUUGAACAGUAGUCAAGUUUUUGGAAUGUUCUAGCUUUAAGUUGUUUUUUUUUCUUUUCUCUCUGUUCGAAUUUCGAGGAAAAACUCGUGUUCUUCGAAGCCAAUAGCCGGAAGAUGGCUGAUCAAACGGGUCAUUUAUUAGUUGCUGAUUUGCGUUUCUACGAUUUGUGUGGUGCCUCUUUUUUAGACGGAUUUCUUUUUUGAUUUCAUGACGUGCUAAGUAUGAUCUAGCGCUGUUGUCGAGCGGUGAUGUUGCCAGCUCAACAUAUCCUUCGCUGUCAUUUUUCUACGCAAGCACGUGCUUUUUUUUCAGCGCAUUUUUAUGCGCUCAUAGUAUUGUCUAUUUAGAUACAACUCGUGGUCCGGAAGUAUUUUUUCUUGGAACAAGUUCGAGUAUUUUUCGAUGACUGUUGGAUGCCGAACGAGCAGAACUUCUGUGUUCCAGUGUGUUUUCUAGUAGGAUUUAUCUCGUCUUCUCGAAUUGAGAAUAAGAAGUGUCAACUCGGCUUGUGUCAUAUAAGCAAUGCUCGAACACUUCGGUGUAUCGUGUUGAGAAAAUUCGGAGAUUGAUCUUAUCUUGCUUGCAGUUGGGUUGCGGAGAUAUCAAUUGAGAAUAGUCGGUCUUAAUGAUCUUGACGCGUGAUUGAAAUUAUUUUAUGUUGCACGAUCAUGCAGGUGGUCUGAUCUAUUCUAAACGGUGAUAAGCAUUGCGAGUAAUGCGUUACUGAAAUGAGGUUCUGCGAACGCUUAAAUUAGGAGCGACAUCUUGCGGGUGUGCACAUUUCCGCAGCAAUUCUUGAGAUGGCUUUGGUUGAUGAAUGUUUUCGAAUAUUAUCUGAAACGUCGAUUUUUUCUGCCUGAAAUUUGCUAUGUACAAUUUUUGUUUUAUAAUUUUUUUUGAAGUGAAAGAGCACAACAUUUGUUAUCAAAGUUCAAAGUAUCAUGAACAAAUUUUGAAUUAUUUGGACAUUCUUCAGUUCACUUAGUACCCAUGUUCGUGAAAAGGCUGCAGUUAUGUGUAUACAGUAGUAUGCUAUAAGAAUGAGUUCCCAUGAUGUUUCCUGCGUUUAAAUAAGUUUUCGAAUUUAACUUUGAGGCCUGUAGUCUCCGAAUUAAUCCUGAACAUUCCAUUUGAAUCAAUGUAAUUGUUGCCUGUGUAACGCAACCCGCGGGAACUUUCCGUAGUUCCCGUGCAGAUUGCAGCUCCGUGACUUGAAUAUGUAAUUGUAAUGAAGCGACAUCUACCCGAGAAAACCACUAUUGACGCUGAGUGGACAAAGUAUUGUAGCAAAAUAUGAUUACAGUAGCUCAACGUGCGUUAGAAAAGCCUUCAUGAAUCGAGAUUCUUUGGACGGAUUAUUCAUGGUCAGCCUCUCAAGUGCUAGCAGGGUUCGAUCAACCCAAUUUCUGCUGGAAAGGCAGUCGAUUUUUUAAAAAGCGAAACGUAUGUUUCGUAAGCCCGUGUAUGUCGGAAUAUUUAAUGUCCGUAUUCCAUGCACUGGAGAAAAGGGGGUCAUUAUUUUGUUUUGGCUUCCCUGUGCAUUGUGAUUGUAACUAAUGUUCACUUGCUGUGUUGUCUCGGAACGGUUCUAGUUGCAUUACCCGCGGAAUCCCUCGGUCUUUUGGCCUUCCUUUUAUCCCCCUUUGUAGGAAAACUCUUCUCUUUUGCGAGACGUGGAAAAACUAACGCUCAAAAGGCAAAUUUAGAGACGGAAGAAAAACGGAAAGUGAGUGCAAGUUUUUUAUUCACCCAAAAAAAAAAGUCCUGGGUGCGGUUUUUUCGCUUUUUUGUUUUGUCUCACUCUUCCUGAAAAAGGAAGAUUUGUCCGAGCCGAAAAAAAGUUUGUAUAAAUUUUUGUGCGUGCAAACUUGCAACCCGAAUCAAAGUUUGGCAGAAAAGAGAAAAAGGGAAGCCGUUCUCGUUUGAAUUGACGUGAUGCUUUCCCGUGCGACUCGUGCUUUAUAACACAAUCUUGGCAUUCCUCGCCAUGGUUUUCAUUGAUGUUGUUGGUUAUUUUUUUUUUCGAAGUGUGAUGGCCUAACUGUUUUAUCUUUUGGCAGCGAAAAAGAAACACGCCUAUGCGAAGGUGCUAGCUUUUCUGGUGUGUUGAAACUUCUGCGUUUUUUUUUUUGUGGCAAAAAAAAAUCACCUGUGAAUUACGUUUCUGUGUUGAUGAGAAGAGCCGUUCGGACCUGGCUUUUGAAACGCCGUGUAUUUUUCCGAUCACGAAAUGCAUCUGGUGUCGUUUAACA
Notodromas monacha is the source of this 6417-nucleotide messenger RNA. NCBI's taxonomy places the organism in Eukaryota, Metazoa, Arthropoda, Ostracoda, Podocopida, Cyprididae. The record is from the annotation of a GenBank genome assembly.